Messenger RNA from Schistosoma mattheei, 1230 nucleotides. The record is from the annotation of a GenBank genome assembly. Lineage: Eukaryota; Metazoa; Platyhelminthes; Trematoda; Strigeidida; Schistosomatidae.
AUGAAAAACUUUUUCGAAGGACUUGGUAAAUCGCGUGGCAAGAAUGAUAUUUCGGGCAGAACGUCACCAGUUAACUUGAAACCUUUGGAAUCUAAUGAAGAAUCAAACACAGGAAAGAAUACAAAAGAUACAAUCGAAAAAACGAACAAUGCUAGUGAUAAAUCGAGAGAAGUUAUAAAAGGAGAUGAGAAGAAGACAGAAAAACAAACUUCACCAGCUGAUGCAACCAAUAAAUUUACAAAUAAAGCAGACGACAGUGUAGAAGCACCACAAGAUAAGCCACCGAGUACUGUACGUCUAAUAGACAGAGUAAAUCAAGGACCAACAAAUCAAAUUAAUGAAAAGAAUCCAUCAUCUACACUGAUUAACUUUUUAACAUCACCUGUACAAACAAUCAAAUCAAACAGAGCUCCAAGUCCAACAACUCCACCUAAAACAAAACCGGUGGAUGAAGUGAAAGAUCUGGAAACUGAUAAAAAAUCCUCUGACCUCAAAGAAAAACAAAAUAAAAACUCAAAGAAUGAGACAAAUGAAGUUCAAUCUAAAAAGGUCGAAAGCCAACCAAAUAUUAAUGUUGGACAGAAGAAAGAGAUUACUUCUAGUUCACAACCUGCACCAAAUACUAAAACGCAAGAAGUACUGAAUAAGGAUAACGGUAAUGUCCAAACAACUAAGUCAAAAGAUGAUAAGGUUUCCGAGUCUCAGAACAAGUCGAAUAAUAUUGUAACUGAAUCAGCGUCAGAGGUCCCAGUUAAGAAAACUUUAAAGGAUAAACCGGAAAAUGAAACCCAAGUCAGCAAACCAGAAGUCAGUCAAUCUAAUACAAACUAUUUGGUUCCAUCCAAUAUACCCCAACCUGAUACUAAUCUGAAACUAGGACGAAAGGGUGUUAUUACAAGAUCUGAAGGUGAACAACUUAAGCCUUACCACCUAAACUCAUCGUCACCUUUGGAAGCACUUUUUAGCAAGAUUACAGGUAAACAUAAUGAUCCACCAGAUUUGAGUUUAACCUCAGAUAAAGGAGUUAAUCGUUCAAUUAAUACGGGACAAAAAGAAUGUGAGAAAUACAAUGAAAGUCAAAGAAUUGAUCUAAAAAAUUUAGACCCUUGCAGACCAGUAUUUUUCUCAGCAAUAGAUUUAAAGCGUUCCGGUUUUGCCAACGCUGAAGAUAUUGAAAUUGUUGGAACAAGCUUGGAGUUCCAGAUGUUGAAAAUCUACUCAAAUAUUUAG